AUGGGCCCCUGUACCGCCUCCCCAUGCUGCUGCCAGGCCCGUAAUCUGCCAUGGGCCCCCGUACCGACUCCUCAUGCUGCUGCCAGGCCCGUAAUCUGUCAUGGGCCCCUGUACCGCCUCCUCAUGCUGCUGCCAGGUCCAGAGUGUGUCAUGGGUCCCUGUACGGCCUCCCAUUGCUGAUGUCUCUAUCGCCACACUCUGCCAUGUGCCACUUUCAGGUCUCCUCACACUGCUGGUGGUUUCCAUUUUUGUCAUAGGGUGCUGUAUGGCCUCUCAUUGCUGCUGCCUCCACCGCCACACUGUGGCUCCACACUCUGGUUUUGGCCCCGUGACUGCCCAAAUGAGUGAAGUGUGCGGUGAUUCUAAGAUCGACGGCACUCAUCUGCAUGUCAUACUGACUGACAGUAUUAUUUCUCUUCCCCAGCAGACUCCAAGGGCAUUUAAAUUAAAGGUACAGUGUUCUGCACUAAUAUUA
Messenger RNA from Staurois parvus, 475 nucleotides. The record is from the annotation of a GenBank genome assembly. Lineage: Eukaryota; Metazoa; Chordata; Amphibia; Anura; Ranidae.